GCGGAACCUGUUGAUGACGGAACUUGUUGACGCCACAAACUCCUUGUGUUGAAGGCUCCUUUUUUCCCCGUUCUCCCUCUCUCCAUCCCUCCCUUCUUGCUGCAACACGAGCCAGCUGAGACUGAGCUUGCGUAUGGUGUUUGUUCAUUUAUGCAUUUUGCAAUUGGUUGUAGUUCAGGAGAGCUGAGGGUAGAGUUUGAGUCGAGCAUGUUGAAGGGGUGAGGAGGUGAGGAACGACGAACAAGGGAAAGGGAGGGGGUGAGCCUUUUCUUCAUGGAGAAGGCUGUGUGCGCUGCGGUCCAGGCGCCCGCGAAGGCGUGGUGCAGCAGCGGGAAUGUAGUGUUGCGGGAGGUGCGAUUUUGUAGGUUUAGGAAGGCGAGGCGGUGCGUCGUGGGUCUUAGGAGAGUUGGCCAUGGUUUGGAGCGGAGGCAGCUGUGGAUUGGCGCGGUAGAGGGUGCGGGGUCGGGGUGUGGAUACGGACAUGGCCAGCGGAGGGUGAGGAGUGUGUUAGUUGUGGCGGCGACGUCGAAAUCGGUGGAGGGCAUGGCUGUGGACGAGAGGAAAGGGAGCAGAGUGGAGAUUGGGCGGAGUUUAGAGGAAUUGACGGAGGGGAUUGGGGGGGACAAGGAAGGGAGGAGAUUAGUGCAGGCGAUGCACGAGACGGCAAGAGUGAUUUUGGCCGAGUUGGAGGAGCAGAAGUUGCUUACUAGCACGUCUUGGUUCCCCUCCAAGUGGUUUCGUAUGGAUAAUAAUGCGUGGAUGAAGUCUCUAUCCUAUCAGGCUGCGGUGCACUCUCUCCUUCAAUCAGUUAUUGACAUUGCUGCCCGAGGUGAGGGGAAGGAUAGAAGUACCCAUGUGUUCGUGCAGCGCAGGCUAUUGGAGAUAUCAUCCCCGCUAGAAGACUCUAUCAGACAUGAGUUAUCAUCCAGGGAUCCUGCUGCUGAUGACUGGCUUUGGUUGAAACAGCUUCCACUUGCAACGUCAAAUUUUGUCAGAAUUCUGGAGGGCGACAAUCGCUUCAACAUCACUUCCACGGAUGAUGCAUCAAAGCUGUCUGAUGAGAGUGAUGUGGAGCUUUUGAAAUUGGCCAUCAGCACCACUGCCGCAUUAUUGCUUCUUGGCUCCGCCCCAGUUUCGAACCCUAUAUUUUCUUUGGUUCUUUUGCAAAGAAUCUCUCAUCUCAUGGAGAAGCUACAGGAAUUCAUUCCAAUGAACCAGGUCUAUCGGUUCUGCUCGGAUACUGGAUUAAAGCGGCAAUUUUUGGAAAAUUUUGGUUCUCGAGCUGCGGAUGAUAAGAAAUGGCGGGACGCCGCGGAAGGAGAGUUCUGGGUAUACCUUGUGCAUCAGCUUCUGCGGGAAGCUCUUAUCAGGGAGGGUGUUAGGUUAAGACUUAAAUCUCGAGACCCUAUUGAGGUACUUGAAAUGGAUCUAGCGGUUUUCGGUUUUUUUGCUGUUUUAGGAAGAAAUACUCGAGCUUACUUGGCAUCUAAAGGUGUUAGCGACUCAGAGGAAUCUGUUGAAAGUCUACUUAGGUAUAUGGAAGGUGGUAGCGUGCUUUUCUACCCCCAAUUGGCAACAAUACCCGUCUACCAACUCUUUAUUGAGGUAGUUUGCGAAGAGAUGGACUGGCUUCCAUUUUAUCCAGUGACUACUGCAGUUAUAAAUCACGGAGCUCACGAAGAGAAUGAUAAAGUUAAGUCUGAAGUUGGAAAGGUAGAGAAGCUGCUGGCAAUAGCCGUAGCUGCUCAGGUCUGCUCGAUAUGGCUUAAGAGCUUUGUCGAGCACAAUGUGUGGAUACGGCAACCAGAAGGCGUUCGAGCUGCAACAUUCCUUUCGAAAAGCCAACAGCGCCUCGAAGAGUGUAACGAAGUUUACGAGCUUGUGAAGCGUAGUAGAAAAGAUGAUAGCCUUUGGAAUGGAGUAGCUGAAGGGGGAAACAUGAACGGAUCUAUUUAUCAAAAUUUGCAAGAGAGGUGUGCAGAGGAGGCCAGUACCAGCGGGGCCGACAGAUUUGGUUCAGAUUUAGAACCAUUAAGUACGGAUGGUCAGCUUGCAGUAGAGCGCAAAAUUUUACAUGAGGUGGAUCAACUAUUAAAAACCGUAGACAAGGAAAUGCAAUGCGUGGAUAUUGCCUUAUCGAAAUUGGAAUUGCUGGUCAAGGAGUCUGAGAUGACUGACUCGGCAGAAAGUGGACGACUACGCGCGGAUCUGGAUAAGAUCAGGUCUCUGAAACAGGAUGUCGAAGUUUAUAAGGCGUCUCUCAAGUCUAAAGCGGCUGCGAAGGAAAUGAGGAUUGUUGAACUUGAGGAGAUGGAUAAUAGUAGGAACAAUCAAGUUCGCAAUUCGGGAACCACUGUAGACGACACGAGUUUGCAGUUUCAAAGGAAUCGCGAAUUUUCAGACGUAGCAAACAAAUAUGACGAGAAAACUGUAGAGGCAACUAUUUUAGAUUCAAAGAUUGUCAAUACAUUUGAGCGGUUGAUGACAGAGUUGGCUGAGCUUGAGGCUCGCAUUCAGCAAUCUGCUGCUCAAUCAGCCUCUCUACGGUCAUUGUCACAGGAGGAGUGGAAGAGGGCAUCUGUAUAUGAUAUUGCCACAACAACUGCCUUAGCUAGAAUAGAUGAAAAUGUGGAUCUGUCUGAUUAUGGUUUCUUCAGAAAAUCGAUUGAAAAGCUGAAAAAUGCUAGCCUUGAUAUAUGGCGGGGCUCAUGUUUGUUGGGUACGGACGUAGGAACCUCUCUGGUUCUUCUAAGGCGGAAAGUGUUAGGUCAAAAACUGACCAGCCGCGAGAAGAAGAUAUUGAAACGCACAGUUACCGACAUGGCAUCUGUUGUACCCAUCGGCAUUUUAAUGCUCCUGCCUGUAACUGCUGUUGGCCAUGCUGCAAUUCUAGCUGCGAUCCAAAAAUAUGCUCCUGGUUUGAUCCCAAGCGCUUAUGGACCCGAACGAUUAGACGUAUUAAGGCGACUGGAGCAGCUUCGGAAAAUGGAGCCGGAGACUCCAGAAUCAGCUGAUGUGUCCUCUUGAAGAAAUCUCGACGCCCCUUUUGGCGAGGAAGCGGCAUGAACAGGAAACGGAUGAGUGCCAGAACACAUUUGAAGAUGUACACGUAUUGAGAUUUGUUAUUACAACAAGAUGCAUCUUGUUACCUUAUCAUUGCUAUUCAAAUACAAAACCCUUCAUUCUUUUGGAGGUAGUUUACUUAGUGCUUCUACUAAUUGUGAUUCUUAAUUUAGUAUAAAAUGGUCAAACAACAAAUCACUACUUGUGUACCAUUACAGUGUACAUGAUAGAACAAAAGAAACCACUCAGGGUAAAUGUACCCCAUGUGCGAAAUUCAUUGGUCUAUUGUUGUCUUGAAACGUUCUCUCCUUAUGGAAUUCACCUCCGCAAAGCUUUAGUUUAUAUCAUUUCAAGCUUACUAAUGUAUUUAAGUAGAGUUGGGUUUCAGAAUAUUGUGUCUCGGUGCUACAACAAUUGGAGGUUCCUAGUCUGCCUCUGCUGGCACAGUAGGGUGAUAUCAACCAGAUCAGCAGAUACCAACCUGAAAGGAGGUACACAAAUUCAUCAUCGAAAAGUUGUAAUCUGAAUUAUUGGUUUAUAAUACUCUAAAGAGAACAGUUCCGGCA
Messenger RNA from Physcomitrium patens, 3629 nucleotides. RefSeq lists its product as uncharacterized. The record is from RefSeq and is a predicted model, not a curated record. Gene Ontology annotation, biological process: intracellular monoatomic cation homeostasis. Lineage: Eukaryota; Viridiplantae; Streptophyta; Bryopsida; Funariales; Funariaceae. Gene Ontology annotation, cellular component: mitochondrial inner membrane.